AUGGCAGUAGGAGGAUUGAGUACGGCGGCCGGAGGAAUAGAAUAUGAAGCGAAGAUCACUCCCAUUGUCGUUAUUUCUUGUAUAAUGGCGGCCACCGGCGGUCUUAUGUUUGGUUACGAUGUUGGAAUUUCAGGGGGUGUGACAGCUAUGCCGGAUUUCUUGAAAAAGUUUUUCCCGUUGGUGUACAAGAGGACUCAAGAGAAAGAAUUAGUAGAUAGCAAUUAUUGUAAAUACGACAACGAAGGGCUGCAAAUGUUCACGUCGUCGCUGUACCUGGCUGCUUUGAUUGCGACAUUCGCUGCGUCUUACACCACCAGACAGCUCGGGCGUAGGCUGACCAUGUUGAUUGCCGGCAUUUUCUUUAUAGUCGGCACCCUUCUCAAUGCUCUUGCCAUCAACUUCCUCAUGCUUGUUCUUGGCAGGAUCAUGCUUGGUUGUGGAGUCGGUUUUGCUAACCAGGCCGUGCCAUUGUUUCUGUCUGAGAUUGCACCAACGAGGAUUCGCGGAGCACUAAACAUCUUAUUCCAGCUUAAUGUCACAAUCGGCAUUCUCUUUGCAAACCUUAUUAAUUAUGGCACUGCCAGAAUCCAAGGAGGAUGGGGAUGGAGGCUGUCACUGGCAUUGGCAGGAAUUCCAGCAGUGUUGCUGACAUUGGGGGCGUUAUUUGUGGUGGACACUCCCAACAGCUUGAUAGAACGAGGUCGUUUAGAGGAAGGGAAGGCUGUUCUGAGAAAGAUAAGAGGAACUAACAACGUCGAUGCUGAAUUUCUUGACAUCGUCGAGGCCAGUCGUUCUGCUAAACUAGUCAAACACCCUUUUAAAAAUCUCCUUCACCGCUCAAGUCGUCCUCAGCUCAUCAUCGCUAUUUUCUUGCAGAUCUUCCAGCAAUUCACAGGCAUAAACGCAAUCAUGUUCUACGCGCCAGUUCUAUUCAACACACUAGGUUUCGGUGCCGACGCUUCACUCUACUCCGCUGUCAUAACCGGUGCCGUGAACGUUCUCUCCACCGUCGUAUCGAUCUACUCGGUGGACAAAGUCGGGCGGAGAGUUCUCCUUUUAGAAGCCGGAGUUCAGAUGUUCCUAUCCCAGACGGUGAUCGCUGUGAUCCUAGGGCUAAAACUCAAGGACCACUCCGACGAAAUGAGCAAGGGGCUGGCAAUGCUAGUGGUGAUCAUGGUGUGCACCUUCGUAUCGGGCUUCGCCUGGUCGUGGGGGCCCCUCGGUUGGCUCAUCCCUAGUGAGACUUUCCCACUCGAAACAAGGUCGGCCGGCCAGAGUGUGACUGUGUUCGUGAAUAUGCUUUUCACCUUUAUUAUAGCUCAGGCAUUCUUGUCCAUGCUUUGCCACUUCAAAUUUGGGAUCUUCUUGUUCUUUUCGGGUUGGGUUUUGGUAAUGUCUCUGUUUGUGAUAUUUUUGGUUCCUGAGACUAAGAACGUUCCGAUUGAAGAAAUGACAGAGUUGGUUUGGAAGAAACAUUGGUUUUGGAAGAGGUUCAUGGGGGGAAAUGGGAUCUAGAAUAUAUAUUGCUAGUUUUAAGAUUUUUAAAAUUUUAAAUUUGCUUAGGAAUAUUACCAAGUUAUUUACAAAUUUGUUUUUGCUUAUUAUGGUCAUUUGUAUCCCAGAUUUUGUAAUGAUUUUCUUAUUUCCACACCAACAAAAUUGAAGGAAUUAAUUUUUGUUUUUGUUUUAUUUUUUGGUUUUUUUACUAGCACUGGUUUUAGAUUAUUUA
This is a messenger RNA of Humulus lupulus (European hop), 1729 nucleotides long. RefSeq names its product sugar transport protein 13-like. Gene Ontology annotation, cellular component: membrane. NCBI's taxonomy places the organism in Eukaryota, Viridiplantae, Streptophyta, Magnoliopsida, Rosales, Cannabaceae. Gene Ontology annotation, molecular function: monosaccharide transmembrane transporter activity. The record is from RefSeq and is a predicted model, not a curated record. Bases 1 to 1515 code for a protein of 504 amino acids. The transcript has 5 exons. Gene Ontology annotation, biological process: monosaccharide transmembrane transport.